AUGGAUGGUUCAAGAUAUGUUGAUAUUUCUAAAAUGAGUUCCAAUGAAGAGAAAUUAGCUUUUAUUAGAAAUGUAAGUCGUUGUCGGUGUUGUUGUUCACUUGAAAAUAUUUUUAAUUUUAAUCAUAAUUUUUAA
Molecule: messenger RNA, 135 nt
Organism: Dictyostelium discoideum AX4
Lineage: Eukaryota; Evosea; Eumycetozoa; Dictyosteliales; Dictyosteliaceae
Exons: 1
Coding region: 1-135 (44 amino acids)
Source: RefSeq, a predicted model, not a curated record